UCGGCGUCCCGGCCUUCUGGGGGAGGGCGCGCAUGCGCCGGCCCGGGCCUCCUCCGGCGACCCCGGCAUGUGCACAGGCUCCGCCCCGUCCCCUUCCUCUGUGCGGGCGCGCCGCACCGCUGCAGCAUUCCCGGGCCGCGGCGGCACCCGGGUUCCAGGCGCGGCCCGGGCUCCGGUCUGCACAGGCUCAGGCCUCCCUCCGCCACCCGAGGGCCGGAGGCAGGAGGACGCUUCCCGCGCCCUGGGGCUCGGUCGGGCCCCGCGCUACUUUCGGGGUACUGUGCUGCUGCUGCUCAUCCGCUGCGGCGCGAGCACGCCGUGGGACCGCUGCCUCCGCGGCCCGGGGUGACCGGGCCGGCCCGCGGGUUGUGUCCAGCUCCGAACGCAGGGAAAGACCCCCCUGCGGGGCCCGAGUUCGAAGCCCGGCCUCUCCGCCCCUCGGAGGCGGAAGUUUAUUGAGUACGGGAGUAGACGGGGGAGGCUUUUCCCUGGGCUGCUUCCUACCCGCUCGCACUGGGAGAUCCUGGCGCCCGCGAGGCCGAGCCGCGGGCCGGAGGGCUACCCAGCCCGGCUCAGGGUGCGAGCUAGCUGAGACGGAGGACCGGGCCCCGCCGCCCGGGCGCACAAAGUAGUCACGGGCCAAGGGGUGCCGCCGGGGCCAAUCAGAGCCGGGAGCCCAGUGAGUGGAGUGCGAACUGGCCAAUCAGAGGCCCGGAAGUGGUUGCCAUAUGCCUUUUCACCUAUGUAUUUUGCGGGAAAUCACGCAAAGGAUAAUACUGUUACUACUACGGACAAGAAGGUGCCGCCAGCAAAUCCGAACCUUAAGACAAGACUUUGCCAAGUUGCCCAUAUUAGCCUUGCCAAGCACUGAGAAGCAUGCACCUCCACAUGCAGUGAGACUGGGAUUGCUGAAGAGGGUGAAGCAUUUGCCUCAGGCUCGCAAACAACGACCCCAGGAAGCAACCCAUCCACCUCCUUCACACAAUUUGAGCAAAUGAUCUACCUACCUUUGAUGUUAAAGCACUGAGAUUUGGCUGUAUUUUUUAUUUAUUUAUUUUUUUUUUUUACUGCAGUGUGACCUAGAAUCUAAGUUAUGUUAGGUAGAUUGUACUAGAAUCAGAGUAGUCCCAAAGUAUUAUAAUUAAUCUCAAUAUUGUUACAUUCCUGGAGUAAACCAGCCCCAUUGGACCAAAAGGUCGACUUUCAGACCAUGCUUCAGAGAGAGGAUUCUCUUUCCCCUAGGUGUGAAUAAGUCAGCCUAUAAACCAAAGUGCUGCGGACAUCAGUGUGCAAGCUGAACUGGCUGUAAAAUGAACACACUAAAGAUGACAGCGAGACAGGAAAACUCUGGAAAAUACAAUUGAGCUGAGGGUCAUACCACUUGAGAAGGCUGUUGUUUCUGAACUCUUGAUUCUGCAAAAUGAUAAUGCCAUUUGUUUGUUCCCUUAUAACUCUUGUAGGUAGAAACUUCAUUUUGUAUGUAUUUAAUUUCAUCAUCGUUUUCAACAAAGGGUUAUUAGUUCAAAAGUACUUUUCAGAAAUAUAGUAUGCACUGGAAAAUUUUAAAACAUUAGCUUUCAUUACUGCCUUCUGAAAUAUCUCAAUUGAUAAAUGGAAGAAAGUAAUUUAAUCCAGUCAUUUUAGAUGAAGAGAGUAAGACUGGAGAUUACAAGAUGUAUCAAAUUCACCCAGCUUCAUUAUGGCAGAUGUGAGGGUUGAAAAAGAACAACUGAUAGCUUUCAUUAGAAAAUUGGACUGUCAGGUCAGGUGGUGGUGAUACAUACCUUUAAUCUCAGCACUCAGGAGGCAGAAGCAGAUGGGUCUCUGAGUUUGAGGCCAGAUGUUACAGAAUGAGUUCCAGGGCAACCAGGGCUACACAGAGAAACCCUGUCUCAGAACAAAAAAGGAAAGAAGAAGAAAAAAAAAAAAGACUGUCUAAGCUAAUGGUGCUCUCUCUAAGAGUCAAAUACCAGGUAACAAAAAUCCCAAUACUAGACAUAAGAAGGCCUCUUGAGUUGUCAGUAAGGGCUGUCCUUGAGACCCCCCAAGCAUAUAGCCUAUUGCUGUUGUCCUUGGUUGUCUGGGAGCAGAGAUGGAAGGUAAGUUGCUAUUGCUAAAAACAUCGUGCACUUCAGAAACAGGGACCAGAGGCCCCUGAGCUGGAACUGACUUGAAGGACUCCUCCAUGAGGAUUAGCUUUCGCAUUACCAGUAGGCAUGCAAGCUUCCAGAGGAGGGAGGAAAGCAACAGUCCUGCUCAACUAUUGAUGCCUGUGAACCACGUCAAUGACCAGCAUGGCACAAUAAGGGUGCAGUAGUGGCAUGAAUAAUUUGGUGGUAACCAACAGCUCUCUAAUUGUACUUUACCACCCACUCAACAAGAGGAAAAACAUGCCCGGUAGUGGAAACCUAGCCAGCUGCCCAAGGCUAAUGAAGUCAUGGUUAUUGGAGGAGACGCUAUAACCACUAAUUUACUAAGCUAGCAUAAUCCAUCGUCACACCCUAUAAACAUUUGAUCGUGUACCCACAGAUAAUUGUAGCCUUCACUUAUCGCCAAGGAAACGUCUGUUCGCAAAAGAUGGAUACUACUACAGAAUACCACAACCAAUCACUAUGCAAAGUUGUAGAAUCCAGUCCUGAUGGGUACAUCUAUCCAACAGUCCCAUAUCUAUGGCUCAAGGAACACUGUGGAAAAGGGACUGGAAAGACUGUAAGAGCCAAAGGAUCAGGGGGGUUGCUGUGAGAUUGUGUCUUUAAUAACAUCAGAAACUACACCAAGUGGGAACUGAACAAGGAUGACAACAAAGGUCAUGCCAAGGUAGACAGGGGAGAGGCCCGUGAGACUUCAACCCUACACAAAGAACUACAGGCAAUUGAGGAAAUCUGUGGGUGACAGAGGUGGAUUUGUUCCCCAGAGUGGAGCAUACCACUUGGCUGUCCAGUGCCAAACAAUUAGUCCUGAAAACAUAUAUGCAAAUAACAUUGUACAAACUCAAUGGCUUAUAUUUAGGAGUAUAUAUAUAUUCCUUGGUGGCUAAGAGAAUAUGUGGUGCAAGCACUAGAACCAGAGUUCAGUCGCCAGGGCCUGUAUUUUAAAACGGAGAGUCAGACAUGGCAGCCCAUGUCUAUAACCCCAAUAAAGAGAACCAAGACAAGCAAGGUGGCCCCCCAGCUUACUUGAAACACCAAAUUCAGAUUCAGGGAGGAGACCCUGUCCCUAGGGAAGGACAGAAAGGAAUGGAGGAAGACAUCCAACAUCUUCCUGUGGAUUCUGCACGACUGUUCAUGGGCACAAGCACAUGAAUCUAUCACCCCAUGACACACCCAUACACAAAGCCCAAAUAUAAAUAAUAUACAUAGCCUGAAUUUAAUCCUAAAUUCAGAUUUUUCCAUCUGUGAAAAGGGAUAAUAACAAGUUUAUAGAGCUACAAAAGAGGUAAUAACUCAAUAUAUUAAAAAGCAUCAAGCACCAAGCUAACAAACAGUAAGCCUUAUUUACAAUACAGCCUUGUUAAACAAGUUUAUCGGUGACUAAUUUUGUCUACAUCCUCAUUAACCAUUUAGCUUGAACCACCAACCUAUAUUCUUACAUCAUAUGUGUAGACACUUUUUAAUUAUGUGUGAUUUGUGGCCAAUACCCACAAAAAAAAAAAAAAAAA
Molecule: messenger RNA, 3658 nt
Organism: Psammomys obesus (fat sand rat)
Lineage: Eukaryota; Metazoa; Chordata; Mammalia; Rodentia; Muridae
Product: translation initiation factor IF-2-like
Exons: 3
Coding region: 33-632 (199 amino acids)
Source: RefSeq, a predicted model, not a curated record